CUCUCAUCCUGUGUCCCUGUCCCAAGUUUGCAACGGCCAACGGGCCAACCCCACAACACAAAUCUACAUAACAAACAAUCCCGAGGCCAAGAGGCCCAACAAACACUCUAAUUGUUCUUCCCUCUCAAUCUCAUUCUCAUCUCUCAUCAUCUCUUCUUCUUCUUCUCCUUCGUAAUCAUCAUUUCAUCCCUAAUAUCGUUGUCUUCAUCUUCCUCUCCUCAUGGACACGCUCGAAACUGGUCAGCUUAAGGAGCUCAAAACCAUCUUUUCUCGUUUCGACAAGGACUCGGACGGCAGUCUUACACAUCUGGAGCUCGCAGCACUCUUGCGCUCCCUUGGCCUCAGGCCAACAGGCGAUCAGGUGCACGAAUUGCUCUCCAACAUGGACUCCAAUGGUAAUGGCUCCAUCGAAUUCGAUGAAUUCGUCAGAGUCAUAAUGCCCGACCUCCAGAACGAGGGGAUUUUGAUGAACCAGAAGUAUCUACUGGAGGUGUUCCAGUCUUUUGAUCAAGACGGCAAUGGAUACAUAACUACGGCGGAGCUUGCACGGGCCAUGGCCAAGAUGGGUCAGCCCCUAACCUACCGAGAACUCGCAGAAAUGAUGCGACAGGCGGACAGUGACGGAGAUGGGGUCAUUAGUUUUGAUGAGUUUGCAACCGUCAUGGCCAAGUCCGCCGCUGAUUACCUCGGAAUCGCCAUCCCAUAGCCGGAGAUUGCCAUUCCGUUAGCAUCAUCAUCGUCGUUGUCAUCUCUUCAUCUCUCUCCUCCACAUGACUAUUCUUGGGCGGAUUGACUUAACCGCAUUGACCUGGUCCUUAGGUCUUCUCUUCUGUACAAUUUCAUUAUUAGAAGAGUGUGUAUUAUAAAGUAAAAGUGAUGUGGCAAGGAAAGAAACAUCUGUCAUCAUCUAUCAAACUCAAACUUUUGUUUUAAUUAAUCUGCUCGACUCCUGGGA
This is a messenger RNA of Nelumbo nucifera (sacred lotus), 955 nucleotides long. The record is from RefSeq and is a predicted model, not a curated record. NCBI's taxonomy places the organism in Eukaryota, Viridiplantae, Streptophyta, Magnoliopsida, Proteales, Nelumbonaceae.